AUGUCUAGUUCAUCGGAAUCUCGUUGUGUCGUUGUCGGAUCGGAUUCAUCAUCCGAAUCCGAUGGUAUGUUCCUGCAUAACGCACUUCAGUGGAUGGAAGACACGGCAUCUUGUAACGCGGUUCACAACCGCCGAACCAUAGAGCGCCAACGCGAACUUGGUCAUCAAAUUUUGCUUAAUGAUUGGUUCGUUGAUGAGCCAAAAUACGAUGACGCUUACUUUCGAAAGAAAUUUCGAAUGGAAAAAAGCAUGUUUUUGAAAAUCGUCGCCAACAUCGAGGCGAAUUUUUCAUAUUUUGGAGACGGGUUCGUCAAAAAUUUCGAAUUUUUCGAUGCACGUUGGCGAGGCAGUUUCAAACCGCUCCAAAAAGUCGCAUCGGCGGUACGUCAACUCGCAACGGGCAAUCCGCCCGACGAGUACGAUGAGUACUUACACAUGGCCGCGAGAACCGGCCGCGAUUCUCUUGAUCAUUUUUGUGACGCCAUCAUUAAGUUGUAUGGUCGUGAGUACUUACGUAGGCCUACCCAACACGACGUUCCUCAUAUUUUCCAAGCUCACGAAGAGUGCCAUCACAUGCCGGGGAUGCUUGGUAGCAUCGAUUGUACAUAUGUCGAGUGGUUAAAUUGUCCAAGACACUUGAAAGGACAAUAUACGAGAGGCGACCAUGGCGUUCCCACUAUUAUGCUUGAGAUAACCGCUUCUCAAGACUUGUGGAUUUGGCAUGCUUAUUUUGGUGCUCCUGGUUCAAACAACGACAUCAACGUGUUGAACCAAUCCGACUUGUAUAACACGGAGCGAAAUGGCACGACCCCGGAUAGUUCAUUCGUCGUUAAUGGUCGACAGUACAAACGCGGUUAUUAUCUAACCGACGGCAUCUACAACAAGGACUCGGCGUUUGUUAAAGCAUACCAGUAUCCUACUGACCCGAAGGAGAAAUAA
Erigeron canadensis is the source of this 939-nucleotide messenger RNA. RefSeq lists its product as uncharacterized. The transcript has a single exon. The coding region runs from base 1 to 939 and encodes 312 amino acids. The record is from RefSeq and is a predicted model, not a curated record. Lineage: Eukaryota; Viridiplantae; Streptophyta; Magnoliopsida; Asterales; Asteraceae.